Molecule: messenger RNA, 2297 nt
Organism: Lolium perenne
Lineage: Eukaryota; Viridiplantae; Streptophyta; Magnoliopsida; Poales; Poaceae
Product: protein SUPPRESSOR OF NPR1-1 CONSTITUTIVE 4
Biological process (GO): protein phosphorylation
Molecular function (GO): protein kinase activity; ATP binding
Source: RefSeq, a predicted model, not a curated record
UGACUUCCGCAGUUGAAGCAGACAAGUUUAGCACUCUGAAAAUCAUUCAGAGAAAAAUAAAUUACCAUGUUCAUUGUGCGGCAUCUGGUUCUCCACUGGUCUUGCUUUACUUUAAUCCCUGUCAGGAGAGGUGUAGACAAACUCAACCUGGGGCUUCAUGGCUUCAUGCUUUGAGCAAAGAUUUCAUGCGGAUCAGUUGCAGUCCCAUGGCUUUGCCUCGCCGGCGCCUCCUCCUCCUCGCUGUCAUCGUUGUCGCAAUCGUCUUCCUCCCACAGGUGUUCUCCCAGCUUCCCAACAUAUGUGGGACAAAGGCCAAUGGCAGGUAUGCCUGCCCCGAUUGCUCUACCUCUGCUGCAGCCACCUCAAAUCGCAGCGCCGGCUUCGAAGCCAACCUCCUCGAGCUCCAGGCCUCUCUCCAAAACAUGGCCCCUGCCGACGCCAGCUUCCUGAACGCCACAUUCGCCACCACUGACGGCGACAUGGCGGACACGGUUUAUGGCCUUGCCAUGUGCUUCGCCGAUGCCGAGCAGUCCGACUGCUCCGCCUGCCUUGCUGGCGCGGCAGCUGAGCUGGCCGGGACCCGGUGUGCAGGCCACAAGGACAUGGUCCUCUGGUACUCGCACUGCCUCGUGCGCUACAACGACACCGCCUUUGGCACUGCAGACACGUCGCCGGCGCAGCGGUUUGACGUGCCCAACCCCAACAACUUCUCCAACCCGGUGAGCCUGGGUGUGGCACGGCAGAGGUUGGCCUCUCGGAUGCUCCCCGCGGCGGCGGCCUCGGGGGUUCGGUUUACCUUCGACAGCGAGGAGGUCACCGCAAACACGACGCUGUAUGGGCUGGCGCAAUGCUCGAGGGACCUCCUGGCCGAGGAGUGCAGCCGGUGCUUGGCGUCGCACACGGCCUGGUUGGCUGGAUGCUGCGCCGAUAUGGAUGGUGUCCGUCUCAAUGGACCCAGCUGCUACCUGCGCUAUGAAUUCAUGGGCUUCAUCCCGAGCAUGCCACCGUCCAUGACGCCACUACUACCUCUAGCUCCAGCUUCUGUGCCAGGUACUCCCUCUGGAAGGAAGAACGCCAGGAUAUACAUACUAGUUGGUACCCUGAGCGCAUUAGCGCUGCUGUCCUUCUUUCUUGGAGCACUCCUGUGCUACAAGAAGAAACGGUAUUUCUCACUUCCUCCCAUGCCCUGGAAGAGGGACACGCCAAAGAUUGAAUCUUUCCUGCAGCGGCAACAUCCGAGGAGAUACAGCUACUCGCAAGUGAAACAGAUGACGAAAUCUUUCGCGCACAGGCUCGGCCAAGGCGGAAAUGGCGUGGUCUACAAAGGCAGCCUCCCGGAUGGCCAUGAGAUUGCUGUGAAGAUGCUCAAGGACAACAAAGACGUCGAUGGUGAGGAUUUCAUGACCGAGGUCGCCAGCAUCAGCCAAACCUCCCAUGUCAACGUCGUCACGCUGCUGGGAUUCUGCUUGCAAGGGAGAUCGAAAAGGGGCCUCAUCUACGAGUUCAUGCCUAACGGCUCCCUCGAAAGGUACAGUUUUGGGCAAGCCACUGAGCACUCGCUCGGCUGGGAGACCCUUUUUGACAUUGCUGUUGGCAUCGCGAGAGGCUUCGAGUAUCUGCACCGAGGUUGCAACGCGCACAUUGUGCAUUUCGACAUCAAGCCUCACAAUAUCCUCCUGGACCGGGACUUCCGGCCUAAGAUCUCCGAUUUUGGACUUGCCAAGUUGUGCUCCCAGAAAGAGAGCACUAUCGCAGUGUCCAUCGUUGGAGCCCGGGGAACGAUCGGGUACAUCGCGCCCGAGGUGUUUUCGAGGGGAGUAGGGGCAGUCACUAGCAAGUCCGAUGUCUACAGCUAUGGCAUGAUGGUCCUUGAGAUGUCUGGGGCUAGGAGAAGCAUGGACGCUGACGAGGUUCCUGGUUCAGAGACCAGCAACAGCAGCAAGUAUUUCCCCCAGUGUUUGUAUGAAGGUCUAGAUCAGUUCUGCACAAGGGCCUGUGAGAUCGAUAGCGAGGCUACCGAGCUGGUGAGGAAGAUGGUGGUGGUUGGGCUGUGGUGUGUGCAAAUCUCCCCCUCGGGUCGGCCUUCCAUGAGCAGAGUGGUCGAGAUGCUGGAGAAGAGCACUGAAGAGCUUCAGCUACCACCACAUGGACCUUGAACACGCAGACGCUUUGUGUAUCAUUGUGAAGGAAUAAUGCAGUUAAUUGUACAACUCAUUGAUCGAUGGAUGCUUCGUUCAGGUUACUGAACUCUUUGAAACUAAAGUGAAUGGUUUCAUUCGGUGAUGUAUGCACUAGCA